AUGUCUAGUUUUGUCAAAUCAAUCUCUAGUACUGAAAUCAAAAGAGAGUCAAAAUCAUUCGAAGCAGUUCAACAAGCAGUGUUAAUUGCUUUACUAAAUUAUUUAGGUUAUUCAAUAGAAAUCAAACAUCCAGAACGUCUUGCUGCUAAAACAGUACAAUUUUUAAUAGUGACAGAAUUGUUUUAUGAAGGUAAAUCACUUAAUUUUGGUGAAGAAAUAGAAGAAAUUUGUUCUAAACGAUAUGAAGGAGAAAGAAGUGCUGCUCCAAACAUUAAGAAAAUUCGUCAAACACGUAGACAUAAAGAUAUAAAUCGUGCUGCACUAACAUUCAACAGAUUAUUAAAACUUGUUGAAGAACAUGGUUACAAGGUAAAAAGAAGAUAUACUAAAUCAUCAUUUAAAACAUUGAGAAUGGAAAAGAUUACUGACAUUUUAUUGAAUGAAAAAAUCAUUAUUGAUACAGUACAAAUAAAUAAUAUUGGAAGAGCUGUUAAUAGUGUUAUUACUAAAACAUUUAAAAAAGGUCCAUAUAAAACUACAAUGAUUGAAGUAAGAAAUGAAGUUCUAAUGAGUAUAUUACAACAAAUUCCAUAUUUUAAAAAUACAGUUCCAUUAAAAGAAAAUCAAAAAUUAGGUAUUCCUGAAACUAUUUCAUUUAAUCCUAUUGAUUUACCAUUACAAAAUCCAUAUACUACAAAAUAUAUACCAGAUGAUGAUUUUAAUGACUACCCAAAAAUUCCAUCUUCUAGUAUUUCAAUGGAAAUAAAUCCACCAAUGAUAGAUAGAAUUUAUGAUAUUACAAGUGAAAGAAUGAAAGAGCUAGAUUCACAUUCUAUUUCUAAUCAAGUUCAAUCAAAUAACCAACCUCAAAUUUCAACACUUAUUGAUAAUAGUGAUAAGUCUAUUGAAAGUAAAUAUCAAGGAAAUAUGACUGAAACAAUGAAACAAGGAAGAAGUUCUCCAAUUUAUAAACUUAUGUUUAAGCCUGUUGAAGAUGAUAGUUAUUUCCAACAACCAAUCACACUACCACAACGGUUCCAAUCAAUUUCUAAAUUUCAACAUCCAUAUAUACAACCGAAUGUUUAUAUUUAA
Entamoeba dispar SAW760 is the source of this 1092-nucleotide messenger RNA. RefSeq lists its product as uncharacterized. The coding region runs from base 1 to 1092 and encodes 363 amino acids. The transcript has a single exon. NCBI's taxonomy places the organism in Eukaryota, Evosea, Mastigamoebida, Endamoebidae. The record is from RefSeq and is a predicted model, not a curated record.